GUUGCUUUGGCAUUGUUCCCUCUUCUCUGUUCAGUAAGCUCUAGUUCAUCAUGUCAGACGUUGGCUCUGAAGACUUUGACGAAGAGCAAGGCUCUCUGGGGGAGUAUGAGGGAGACAGAAAUGAAGCUGGAGAGAGACAUGGACAGGGCAAAGCUGUCCUGCCGAAGGGAGACACUUACCAAGGAGCUUAUGAAAACGGCAAGAGAUGUGGCCAGGGGACGUAUAAGUUUAAGAAAGGAGCCAGAUACAUUGGAGAAUGGUACAUGAAUUUAAAACAUGGACAGGGUAUAUUUUAUUACCCAGAUGGCUCCAAAUAUGAAGGAAGCUGGGUGGAUGACCAGCGGCAGGGUCAUGGUGUUUACACAUACCCCAAUGGAGACACAUAUGAUGGUGAAUGGCUGCACCAUGAAAGACAUGGGCAGGGUACAUACACACAUCACGAAACUGGGUCUCAGUACAUGGGCACAUGGGUCAUGGGAAAGAUGGAGUCCACCGGGGAGCUGAUCCAUCUGAACCACAGAUAUCAGGGCAACUUUGUCAAUAAUAAUCCCUCUGGUCCAGGGAAGUAUGUGUUUGACAUUGGCUGUGAGCAGCAUGGAGAGUAUUUCCAGUUAGAGCCGGACAGAGGAGAAGCAGAGGAAGAUGAGACUCUCAUAAGCACCUCCUUAAAGUGGAAACCCAAGGCAGUUACUGGGCUUUCUGUUUAGACCAAUGAGAAGGAUUCUGCCACCUCAGAUCAGGCCGUGGUGGAAAAGUGAGAAAGACAUACAGACAGUGAGAAACACAGAACACCAAAAGAUGAUAAAGGAAAAGAGGACCUCCGGUUAAUUAUACCUGCACACAUCUGACACUGUCACUUCUCAUGUUUAGCGACAUAAUGGGAUCCCGUAUCAGCCUAAGAGUUUCUGACUGUACAUUAUCAUGCUUAUUCCAUGGGCUCUUGACAAAUAAAUAAAUGGACAUGAACUAUUUGUUUGAGUUUUAAUGAAUUAAUCAUAUCAGAAAAAUGAGACAUGAAACGUGCCACGUGAUGAUGUAGGAAAUCAGUAGUUUGUGUCAAGUGUCGGUUAUACAGUUACACUAAAUAUCUGACCACAGAAUGACCAAUCAGAGUCAAGUAUUCCAGAGACUGUAAAGUCUAUUUUCACAUGAUUUGGAUGCGCUGUAACUGAAAAGUGUUGUAAUUUUAAAACCAGCAGAGGGCGCAAUA
Sinocyclocheilus rhinocerous is the source of this 1210-nucleotide messenger RNA. RefSeq names its product radial spoke head 1 homolog. The transcript has 8 exons. Gene Ontology annotation, cellular component: motile cilium; nucleus. Bases 51 to 707 code for a protein of 218 amino acids. Gene Ontology annotation, biological process: axoneme assembly; spermatid development. NCBI's taxonomy places the organism in Eukaryota, Metazoa, Chordata, Actinopteri, Cypriniformes, Cyprinidae. The record is from RefSeq and is a predicted model, not a curated record.